AAAUAAAAAAAAACCCUCAAUUGAAAAAAAAACCCUAAAUUCACAAAAACUCUCAGCUCACUCUCAACCUAGCUCUCGAUCUCUAAUCUCGCCGAUCCCUUUGACUCCCAGACCCUCAUUUUCUAUUUUCUAAACCCAAACCCACCACCACCUCUCUCUCUCUCUAACCCAAUCCCUAACAAAGACAAAGCAAGGCCUUCAUCUUCUUCCAAAACCGCCAUGAAAGUCCGGUCAGUGAAGCUCAGGGAGGCCCACAAGGCCUCCUCCUCCAGCAAUGGCCAUGGCGGCGGCUCCUUCUGCUUCGUGGUGUAGGACCAGCAAGCGAAUCACCUCGUCACUGCCUCCUCUUCCGAUCUUUCUAUCUCCAUCCACGACCCUCUUCUUCCGUCAAGCGCUCCCAGGAUCCUCCGCCACCACCGCAACGGCGUCACCGCCAUCGCCAUUAGCCCCAACUCCACUUGCCUUGCUUCUGGAUCCAUCGAUCACUCCGUCAAGCUCUACAAAUUUCCCGGAUCCAAGGGAGAAGGCUAAAUCAGAGACAAGGGAUUGGUUGAACAAUGUGGUACCAAAAUUUCUGUCAAAAAGUAGUCCUCAUAAGGGAGCAAGCUUACUGUAGGGAAGUGAUGGCAGGCAUGGCAAGACUGGAACUGUGAGGUCAGUUAGGAAGUGUUGUUGCUGCUUGCUGGCUAUGGCUGUAUUUCUUCAUGCAAUUAGAAUGUAAAAAACUCCUUGUAAAAUUUUUUUGUGAUGUAUAGGAUCUUUUGUCAGUGGAACUUACAAACUGAUAUAUUUUUUGUUGGGAA
Messenger RNA from Quercus lobata, 803 nucleotides. RefSeq lists its product as uncharacterized. The record is from RefSeq and is a predicted model, not a curated record. The transcript has 4 exons. The coding region runs from base 275 to 616 and encodes 113 amino acids. Lineage: Eukaryota; Viridiplantae; Streptophyta; Magnoliopsida; Fagales; Fagaceae.